This is a messenger RNA of Loxodonta africana (African savanna elephant), 5056 nucleotides long. RefSeq names its product UPF1 RNA helicase and ATPase (gene UPF1). Gene Ontology annotation, cellular component: cytoplasm. The transcript is spliced from 24 exons. Lineage: Eukaryota; Metazoa; Chordata; Mammalia; Proboscidea; Elephantidae. Gene Ontology annotation, molecular function: zinc ion binding; ATP binding; hydrolase activity. The record is from RefSeq and is a predicted model, not a curated record. The coding region runs from base 104 to 3490 and encodes 1128 amino acids. Gene Ontology annotation, biological process: nuclear-transcribed mRNA catabolic process, nonsense-mediated decay.
GAGCCGCGGCGUUGGCGGUGCGUGAGGUCUGAGGCCUAGGUUUCGGUGCGGCGGCGGGCUCGAGUGCGGGCGGAGCGGCCAGACCCGCGGCCCCGGCGGCGCCAUGAGCGUGGAGGCGUACGGGCCCAGUUCGCAGACGCUCACCUUUCUGGACACCGAGGAGGCCGAGCUAUUGGGCGCCGACACGCAGGGCUCCGAGUUCGAAUUCACCGACUUCACCCUCCCCAGCCAGACUCAGACGCCCCCGGGCGGCCCCGGAGGAUCCGGGGCGGGAGGCGCUGGAGGCCCGGGCGGCGCGGGCGCUGUGGCCGGACAGCUCGACGCGCAGGUCGGCGGGCCUGAGGGCAUCCUCCAAAAUGGGGCCGUGGACGACAGCGUGGCUAAGACCAGCCAGCUGCUGGCCGAGCUGAAUUUCGAGGAGGACGAGGAGGACACCUACUACACCAAGGACCUCCCGGUCCAUGCCUGCAGUUACUGCGGGAUCCACGACCCCGCAUGCGUGGUCUACUGCAACACCAGCAAGAAGUGGUUCUGCAACGGACGUGGGAACACCUCCGGCAGUCACAUCGUCAACCACCUCGUGAGGGCGAAGUGCAAGGAGGUGACACUGCACAAGGACGGGCCGCUGGGCGAGACAGUGCUCGAGUGCUACAACUGUGGCUGCCGAAACGUCUUCCUGCUCGGUUUCAUCCCCGCCAAGGCCGACUCGGUCGUGGUGCUGCUGUGCAGGCAGCCUUGUGCCAGCCAGAGCAGCUUGAAGGACAUCAACUGGGACAGCUCGCAGUGGCAGCCGCUGAUCCAGGACCGCUGCUUCCUGUCGUGGCUGGUGAAGAUCCCCUCGGAGCAGGAGCAGCUGCGGGCGCGGCAAAUCACUGCGCAGCAGAUCAACAAGCUGGAGGAGCUCUGGAAGGAGAACCCGUCGGCCACACUGGAGGACCUAGAGAAGCCAGGUGUGGACGAGGAGCCACAGCAUGUGCUGCUGCGCUACGAGGACGCCUACCAGUACCAGAACAUCUUCGGGCCGCUGGUCAAGCUGGAGGCCGACUACGACAAGAAGCUCAAAGAGUCCCAGACUCAAGAUAACAUCACGGUCAGGUGGGACCUGGGCCUUAACAAGAAGAGAAUCGCCUACUUCACUUUGCCCAAGACUGACUCUGGUAAUGAGGAUUUAGUCAUAAUUUGGUUAAGAGACAUGCGACUCAUGCAGGGCGAUGAGAUCUGCCUGCGCUACAAGGGGGACCUGGCGCCCCUGUGGAAAGGGAUCGGCCAUGUCAUCAAAGUCCCUGACAACUAUGGCGAUGAGAUCGCCAUUGAGCUGCGGAGUAGCGUGGGUGCCCCGGUGGAGGUGACCCACAACUUCCAGGUGGACUUUGUGUGGAAGUCGACCUCAUUUGACAGGAUGCAGAGCGCACUGAAGACAUUUGCAGUGGACGAGACCUCCGUGUCCGGUUAUAUCUACCACAAGCUGCUGGGCCAUGAGGUGGAGGAUGUCAUCAUCAAGUGCCAACUGCCCAAGCGCUUCACGGCCCAGGGGCUCCCUGACCUCAACCAUUCCCAGGUUUAUGCUGUGAAGACUGUGCUGCAGAGGCCUCUGAGCCUGAUCCAAGGGCCUCCAGGCACUGGCAAGACCGUGACUUCAGCCACCAUUGUCUAUCAUCUGGCGCGACAAGGCAAUGGGCCAGUGUUGGUGUGUGCCCCAAGUAACAUUGCCGUGGACCAGCUGACGGAGAAGAUCCACCAGACCGGGCUGAAGGUGGUGCGGCUCUGUGCCAAGAGCCGUGAGGCCAUAGACUCGCCCGUGUCCUUCCUGGCGCUGCACAACCAGAUCAGGAACAUGGAUAGCAUGCCGGAGCUGCAGAAGCUGCAGCAACUCAAGGACGAGACUGGGGAGCUGUCGUCGGCUGACGAGAAGCGGUACAGGGCGCUGAAGCGCACCGCCGAGCGGGAGCUGCUCAUGAACGCUGAUGUCAUCUGCUGCACAUGUGUGGGCGCAGGUGACCCGCGGCUCGCCAAGAUGCAGUUCCGCUCCAUCCUCAUUGAUGAGAGCACACAGGCCACUGAGCCCGAGUGCAUGGUGCCUGUGGUCCUCGGCGCCAAACAGCUGAUCCUCGUGGGUGACCACUGCCAACUGGGUCCUGUAGUGAUGUGCAAGAAGGCGGCCAAGGCUGGCUUGUCACAGUCGCUGUUCGAGCGGCUCGUGGUGCUGGGUAUCCGGCCCAUCCGCCUCCAGGUGCAGUAUCGGAUGCACCCCGCGCUCAGUGCCUUCCCCUCCAACAUCUUCUAUGAGGGCUCGCUGCAGAAUGGCGUGACUGCAGCGGAUCGUGUGAAGAAGGGCUUUGACUUCCAGUGGCCCCAGCCUGACAAGCCCAUGUUCUUCUACGUGACCCAGGGCCAGGAGGAGAUUGCUAGCUCCGGCACCUCCUACCUGAACAGGACGGAAGCUGCCAAUGUGGAGAAAAUCACAACAAAACUGCUGAAGGCGGGUGCGAAGCCAGACCAGAUUGGCAUCAUCACACCCUAUGAGGGCCAGCGCUCCUACCUGGUGCAAUACAUGCAGUUCAGCGGCUCGCUGCACACCAAGCUCUACCAGGAGGUGGAGAUUGCCAGUGUGGACGCAUUCCAGGGGCGAGAGAAGGACUUCAUCAUCCUCUCUUGCGUGCGGGCCAAUGAGCAUCAGGGGAUCGGGUUUCUCAACGACCCCCGACGCCUCAAUGUGGCCCUAACCAGGGCAAGAUACGGGGUCAUCAUCGUUGGCAAUCCAAAAGCCCUAUCGAAGCAGCCACUGUGGAACCACCUGCUCAAUUACUACAAGGAACAGAAGGUGCUGGUGGAGGGGCCCCUCAACAACCUGCGGGAGAGCCUCAUGCAGUUCAGCAAGCCGCGCAAGCUGGUCAACACCAUCAACCCAGGUGCCCGCUUCAUGACCACCGCCAUGUAUGAUGCCCGUGAGGCCAUCAUCCCAGGGUCAGUCUAUGACCGCAGCAGCCAGGGCCGGCCCUCGAGCAUGUACUUUCAGACCCAUGACCAAAUUGGCAUGAUCAGCGCAGGCCCCAGCCAUGUGGCCGCCAUGAACAUCCCCAUCCCCUUCAACUUGGUCAUGCCACCCAUGCCGCCACCUGGCUACUUCGGGCAGGCCAACGGCCCAGCCACAGGUCGGGGGACCCCAAAAGGCAAGACUGGCCGUGGGGGGCGCCAGAAGAACCGUUUUGGGCUCUCGGGGCCCAGCCAGACGACCCUCCCCAGCAGCCAGGCCAGUCAGGACGUUGUCUCGCAGCCCUUCUCACAGGGCGCACUGACGCAGGGCUAUGUCUCCAUGAGCCAACCCUCGCAGAUGAGCCAGCCGGGCCUCUCCCAGCCUGAGCUGUCCCAGGAUAGUUACCUCGGGGAUGAGUUCAAGUCCCAGAUUGAUGUGGCGCUGUCACAGGACUCCACAUACCAGGGAGAGCGGGCCUACCAGCACGGCGGGGUGCCCGGGCUGUCCCAGUAUUAGAAGGCAACGGCGGAAGAGCUAAGCAACGUGGCUUAGUGCAUCAGCAUAUUAUUCUGGGUAAUAAAAAAUAAAAAUAAACGGAUACCUGUUUUCCACUGCUAAAACUGAAGCACCACUGUGAGCAACAGGAGAGGGGAGAGGAGCAGCGAGGGAGAGGAGAGGAGCAGCAGCAGCGAGGCCGAGCGCCAUUGCCGGCCCCACGGCGAGGAGACAGAGAGUGCGGACGUGCCUGCCCGCUGCCCAGCGGCUCAGCCCCGGGCCAGGCUCCUGUGUCCACACGGGUCUGCGAGCGGGUGGGCGGGAGGAAGACCCUCAGCUCAGAGUAGCCCUUUCCUCUAUUCUUUUAUUUUCUUCUGUCGAAAGGGGACUACGUUUUAGCAGGAGGAACUCCACACUUCGUGCAGAGCGGGCUCCUUGGGAUGGCGCGGUGAGCCAUGCCGUCUGCCGCUGCCACCACCGCCACCGCAACCCAUGUUCUGAAAGGGUUUCAUUUAAAGAAAAUACGGUGUGCUGGGAUUUUUGUUUUUUUCUCUUUUUUUAAGAUUCUUUCAAAGAAGUACUGAAAGCUACACUUUUCCUAAGUUUCUCUCUAAAAGCGGUGGACCUGGGAGAUAUAAGAACCUUCCAGAAGUGAAGUUUAAACAAGCCAGCAAAACUCGAAAUUGGGACAACUACCAUUCGAACAAGAGAGUGAGGAGCAUUUUAGGUUCUAGCUUCCGGCAUCGUCCUGCUGCGAGGCGGCUGCAGGGGCACCACGAGCUCUGCUGGACUCUGAGCAGCAAAGCAGCUUUCGGGGUGGGCAUGAGGGGCCCCACUCUUGAGUGCUCAAGGCCCCUGCCAGGAGGGUCUUCGCAGGGCAGCCAAGGGCCUGUUGCCCAGAGGCAAGAGACCGGAGGGCGGGAAGCGACUGUCCUGGCUGGAGGCUGCUCACCAAGGCCCAUCUUGAGGACUUGGCAGAAAGGUGGCACGAGAGAUCCCCGAUCCUGUCCUGAGAGAGGUGGUCAACUCUGCCUGGAUCACCUCUGCCUGUGAGGUGCCUGGCUGCGGCCGGUGGGGUCUGGUGUUUUGGGAGAAGCAGCAGAUUCAGAAAAGGCAGAUCUGAAGAGGGAGUUGCAGGGAUCUGUGUUGCUGCAGUGGGGAGGGGGCACCUAGCUUGGUUGUGGAUGUGAUUCGUUUUAGUUGGGAGAGCUGCCCCGCCUCCCCCCCAGCUCCUGGCAACCGAAUUUGGGGCAUUGGUCCUCCCUGGCAUCCACCCACCUGGGGACCUAGAGCCAGCCCUGUGGCAGUCACUGGCCCAGCCCCUACCUGGCUUGUGUCGAGGGAGGGGUGGCCUCGUGGCCAGGCAUCCAGGAUGAGUUCCUGCUAUCCCCUGCCCACACCUUGCCCCAUUUGUCCCUUCAGUUGAAUGCUUUGCCUCAGCUCCACGCUUUCACUUUGUUCUGUGCCUUCAGGGUGGUGCUUACUCCGAGUUCUGUGAUCAGGGAGUGCCCCCCAAGGCCAUGUAACUUUUGAUUUUUGGUCAAUUUGUUUUAAGCUGUUUCGUCACCAAUAAAAUAUUAAUAAACA